Molecule: messenger RNA, 1970 nt
Organism: Agrilus planipennis (emerald ash borer)
Lineage: Eukaryota; Metazoa; Arthropoda; Insecta; Coleoptera; Buprestidae
Gene: Cyp4g15
Product: cytochrome P450 4g15
Exons: 6
Coding region: 130-1833 (567 amino acids)
Molecular function (GO): heme binding; iron ion binding; oxidoreductase activity, acting on paired donors, with incorporation or reduction of molecular oxygen
Source: RefSeq, a predicted model, not a curated record
CGUCAAAAAAAUCGCGUACUUUUUAACUCAGAUAUAAAAACGCAGUGCGUAUCUAAUAAACUUCAGUUGGUCGCUUGCCCCCCAAUUGGCAACUUCAAACAGUGAAACACAAGAACAAGCAAGUAAAAGAUGACUGUGGGAGAAACGUCCCCGGAUAUGGUUUCCCAAUCGGGUCUCCUAUCCGCAACAAGCGUUUUCUAUUUCCUUUUGGUACCCGCAUUGAUAUUAUGGUACGCAUAUUGGAAAUUGAGCAGACGGCAUAUGUUAGAAUUAGCAGAAAGGAUACCAGGACCUAAAGGAUGGCCCAUGAUUGGAAACGCGUUGGAAUUUAUCGGAUCUUCACCAACGAUUUUCAAACGUGUGUAUGGUCAUUCGUUUGACUUUGAGAGCGUAGUCAAAGUAUGGAUUGGUCCAAAACUUAUGAUCUUCCUUUUUGAUCCACGGGAUGUUGAAAUAAUCUUAAGCAGCCAUGUUUAUAUCGACAAAUCAACAGAAUACAGAUUCUUCAAACCAUGGUUGGGUGAUGGACUACUCAUUAGUACUGGUCAGAAAUGGAGAGCUCACAGGAAACUGAUUGCACCAACAUUCCAUUUGAACGUCCUCAAGAGUUUCAUCGAACUGUUCAAUGCCAACAGCAGAGCGACCGUAGAAAAACUGCGUAAAGAAGGAAACAAGGAAUUCGAUUGCCACGACUAUAUGUCCGAAGCUACUGUGGAAAUGCUCCUAGAAACUGCGAUGGGUGUGAGCAAGAAGACCCAAGAACAAAGCGGAUUCGAAUAUGCUAUGGCUGUCAUGAAAAUGUGCGACAUUCUCCACUUGCGUCACACGAAAGUGUGGCUCAGACCAGACUUAAUUUUCAACCUUACGAAGUAUGGAAAAAAUCAGGAGAGUCUCCUAAGCAUCAUCCACGGUCUUACCACCAAAGUUAUUAAGAACAAAAAAGAAGCCUUCAAUAAAGGCAUCCGUGGCUCCAUCGCCGAGGUCCCUAAAGAAUUGAAAAUAAACCAAGAAACAAAAGACGAAGAACCAGUCACCCAGAAAACUACCUCCGUUGAAGGAUCCUCCUUUGGACAAUCGGUUGGAUUAAGGGAUGACUUGGAUGUUGACGAUAACGACGUGGGAGAAAAGAAGAGGCUUGCCUUCUUGGAUCUGAUGAUCGAAGCAUCGCAAAAUGGAGUCGUCAUUACUGACAAGGAGAUCAAGGAACAGGUAGAUACUAUCAUGUUCGAAGGGCACGAUACAACGGCAGCUGGAAGCAGCUUCUUCCUUUCAAUGAUGGGAAUUCACCAAGACAUUCAAGACAAAGUCAUCCAGGAACUCGACGAGAUCUUUGGAGACUCCGACCGCCCAGCAACCUUUGCUGAUACGCUGGAAAUGAAAUACCUGGAAAGAUGCUUGAUGGAAACUUUGAGAUUGUACCCACCAGUACCCAUUAUUGCUCGUCAAUUACAGCAAGAUUUACAAUUAGUUUCCGGGGAUUACAAAAUCCCUGCCGGUGCUACUGUUGUUGUUGGUACUUUCAAGCUCCACCGUAGAGCCGACAUUUACCCAAAUCCUGACAAAUUCGAUCCUGACAACUUCCUUCCGGAACGUACCGCCAACAGACACUACUAUGCCUUCAUACCUUUCAGUGCGGGACCCAGAAGUUGCGUAGGUCGUAAAUACGCCAUGUUGAAGUUGAAGAUUCUGCUGUCUACCAUCUUGAGGAACUUCAAGAUCAAGUCCGACAUUGGAGAGAAGGACUUCCAGUUGCAGGGUGAUAUUAUCCUUAAACGUGCGGAAGGGUUCAAGAUCCGAUUGGAGCCAAGAAAGCCAAUGGCCAAGGCGCACUAGAGUUGUAUCUAUAUUAAUAGUCCUUAUUUUUGUUAACUAUUUAUAUUUGAUAAUUGAUGUACAGAAAUGUAAACGUUAACGAACAUGCUGCUGUUUAGUAUGUCUUUAAUAAAAAAAAAAAACAAUGGGACCCAUGA